ACGCAGAGAACAAUCGGCUCGACUUUGCCAAGGAGCCACCUCAAAGGGUAUCGGGUUACGCUGAGUGACAGCGUAACCAUGGCAAAUAAUUUGACUGAGGCUAUUGUCUUAUCCUCGCCAUCCCCGGGUCAGAUAACCGACCAAUCAGAGUUCAUAUAAUCGCUUGUCUUGCCAGCUUAGAAUAAUAUUAUUAAAACGAGCCAGCGAGUCUGCUCUCCGGGAGUAGUUUAUGUAGAAACGGCGCAGAAAAGGUGGAGGCGGACGGAGGAAGGAGUUCCACAUUUCUCUCUCUCGCUCUCUCUCUGUAUUUCGCCGCAACUUUCACGAGGAACUGUCGCCCGGGGAUCUGCAUGGCUCAGUGGGCACUGAAGCUGGAUAUUUCCCCCUAACCCUUGAGUCGUAUAGGUUGCUCUUCUGGGACAGUUUUUUUUUUGUUUUUUUUUCCCCCCCCCCUUCCCUGACACUUGUGGACUUACUGCGUGUCGCUUUAAUGAGAGACUGAGACAAGAGACGUGGAAGUGAGGCACAAUCUAAUCUGCGCUGGUCCUGCGGCUGUCGCCAUGUCCAUGCUCCCGACGUUUGGUUUCACGCAGGAGCAAGUCGCGUGUGUCUGCGAGGUCCUCCAGCAAGGGGGGAACAUCGAGCGGCUGGGGCGCUUCCUCUGGUCCCUGCCGGCCUGCGAGCACCUCCACAAGAACGAGAGCGUCCUCAAGGCGAAAGCCGUGGUCGCCUUCCACCGGGGCAACUUCCGAGAGCUCUACAAGAUCCUGGAGAGUCACCAGUUCUCGCCGCACAACCACCCGAAGCUGCAGCAGCUGUGGCUCAAGGCGCACUACAUCGAGGCGGAGAAGCUGCGGGGCCGCCCGCUAGGGGCCGUGGGGAAGUACCGCGUCCGGAGAAAGUUCCCGCUGCCCCGCUCCAUCUGGGACGGAGAGGAGACGAGCUACUGCUUCAAGGAGAAGAGCCGGAGCGUGCUGCGGGAGUGGUACACCCACAACCCGUACCCGUCCCCGCGGGAAAAGAGGGAGCUGGCCGAGGCCACGGGACUCACCACCACGCAGGUCAGCAACUGGUUCAAGAACCGGCGGCAGAGAGACCGGGCGGCGGAGGCGAAGGAGAGGGAAAACAGCGAGAACUCCAACAGCAACAGUCACAACCCACUAUCUUCUUCCAUGAACGGAAAUAAAACUCUUUUGGGGAGCUCGGACGACGACAAAACGCCUUCGGGGACACCGGAUCACACGUCACCGAGUCCAGCCCUGCUCUUGGGCUCGAACGCCGGCUUACCGUCCCUGCACGGCCUCGCGCCCCCUCCGGGACCCAGCGCGAUCCCGGUGCCCGGCGGCGCAGACUCGGUGCACCAUCACCACUCGGUGCACCAUGACACUAUACUAAACUCUAUGUCUUCUAACCUCGUGGACCUCGGCUCUUAAGGGGGGGGGGGGGAGGACACUGAGAGGGGACAACAAAAAAAAAACAACAACAAAAACUUUUCACUUUUUUUUUCUUUUCUUUUUUUUUUCUGGAGAACUUACAUGGUGGUGCGAGCGAAGCUUCAAGCACUUGCGGCAAGAAAGACUGGGAAUCUGCGAGAACAGCCACCAUAACAAACCUUUUGGUCUACACGCAAGUAAAAUAAUUAUUAUUUUGUUUUUUAAAACAGAGACGUUUUCCCGCCACCUCCUCUGAUCUCCAAUUGAAACGUUUGUAAGAACCACAAUUUUAGGCUUAAAAGCACUUAAAAUGGCAGCAACUGAUCAAGCAGACGUCAGGCUCUCUUUGGUGUCGCUGCGCUCGAAGAGAGAACUGAUGGAUUUAGGAGAAAAGGGGAAGGAAUAAAAGAAAAAGGAAGAGAGACGUAUUUCUGAAUGUAAUUACAUAUUAUCUUAUAUUGUUGAAAACAAUAAGAAUAAAACGUGUCUUAAUUCCUGUACCGUUGUUAUUGUAGGAGACUCGGUUUCCCCCUGCCUGUAUUGUUUACAUUGGGGUUUUCCAAGAGAGCCAUAUGCAGUCUUUCUGUUCUGUUUGGUUUUUUUUUUUUUUUUUUUGCUUUUCUUUCUUAAUUCGGUUUCUUUGUUUUGAAGGAGGUUGGACUGAUAUGUUCAAGUGUCUAAUAAGAGCCGCGACGACGUGAAGUAUCUUAACCUCCUGACAAUAGUAUAUGACGAUGAUGAUGAUGAUGAUGAUGAUGAUGAUGAGUAGUAUUUACAUUUUUAUUUGGAAAGAGACUGCAUGUAAGCUCUGCGCUUAACGGAGGAAUAAUGAAGCGACUCGUAUAGUUUCAUAUAAACUUUCCAAUAAAAGUAAAAGAACA
Xiphophorus couchianus (Monterrey platyfish) is the source of this 2314-nucleotide messenger RNA. It is a transcript of the gene six2a, whose product is annotated as SIX homeobox 2a. The record is from RefSeq and is a predicted model, not a curated record. NCBI's taxonomy places the organism in Eukaryota, Metazoa, Chordata, Actinopteri, Cyprinodontiformes, Poeciliidae. Gene Ontology annotation, cellular component: transcription regulator complex; nucleus. The coding region runs from base 561 to 1433 and encodes 290 amino acids. The transcript has 2 exons. Gene Ontology annotation, biological process: regulation of transcription by RNA polymerase II. Gene Ontology annotation, molecular function: DNA-binding transcription factor activity, RNA polymerase II-specific; RNA polymerase II cis-regulatory region sequence-specific DNA binding.